Messenger RNA from Brienomyrus brachyistius, 1776 nucleotides. Its product is annotated as catenin alpha-2-like. The record is from RefSeq and is a predicted model, not a curated record. NCBI's taxonomy places the organism in Eukaryota, Metazoa, Chordata, Actinopteri, Osteoglossiformes, Mormyridae. Bases 59 to 877 code for a protein of 272 amino acids. Gene Ontology annotation, biological process: cell-cell adhesion; cell migration. The transcript is spliced from 4 exons. Gene Ontology annotation, molecular function: beta-catenin binding; cadherin binding; actin filament binding. Gene Ontology annotation, cellular component: adherens junction; catenin complex.
CUCCUACUCUCCUUUUUUUCCUCUAUACACCACUCUCUUUCUCCCCAUCCUUUCCUCUAUGCCACCCUCUCUUUCCUCCCAUCCGUGCUGCACUUUUUCCUCCACGCCUUCUCCCUCCCCUCCCUCUCCUCCUGUGCACCCCCCGCUCUCUUCCCCUCCAUCCCAGGCCAUCAUGGCCCAGCUGCCUCAAGAGGAGAAGGCCAAGAUCGCCGAGCAGGUGGAGAGCUUCCGGCAGGAGAAAUGCAAGCUGGAUGCCGAGGUGGCCAAAUGGGACGACAACGGCAACGACAUCAUCGUGCUGGCCAAGCAGAUGUGCAUGAUCAUGAUGGAGAUGACUGAUUUCACCAGGGGCAAAGGUCCGUUGAAGAACUCCUCCGACGUGAUCAAUGCUGCCAAGAAGAUCGCAGAGGCGGGCUCCAGGAUGGACAAACUGGCCCGUGCCGUCGCUGACCAGUGCCCCGACUCGGCCUGUAAACAAGACCUGCUGGCAUACCUGCAACGGAUUGCCCUCUACUGUCACCAGCUGAACAUCUGCAGCAAAGUAAAGGCUGAGGUGCAGAACCUCGGGGGAGAGCUCAUCGUCUCGGGGCUUGACAGCGCCACCUCCCUGAUUCAGGCCGCCAAGAACCUGAUGAACGCGGUGGUGCUGACGGUCAAGGCGUCCUACGUGGCGUCGACCAAGUACCAGAAGGUGUACGGCACGGCCGCCGUAAACUCGCCCGUGGUGUCGUGGCGGAUGAAGGUGCCGGAGAAGAAGCCGCUGGUGAAGAGGGAGAAGCCCGAGGAGUGCCAGAUGCGGGUGCGCCGCGGCUCGCAGAAGAAGCACAUCUCACCCGUGCAGGCCCUGAGCGAGUUCAAGGCCAUGGACUCCUUCUAGGCCCCCGCCACGCCGUACCGGCCGCCCAAACCGCUCCCUCGGAUUCCUUCUGAUCUUUCCUUUCUGUUUUCUUUCCGGGUCAUUUGUUGAUCGAGGUUCGGCAGAGAGGCGCCUCCAUGUCCGUAUGUCUCUACGAUAGCUAGCUAGGAUUGGGACGCCAGUGUCGAUGUGGGGAGUCCGGAUUGUGGGGGGGGGGGGGGUUGAGAUUUGCCAUUAGUCAUGUUAGAUUGCCCCAGUGACCCCCCCAGAAUAGGCACCUGAUCACAGACAACAAACAACGAUGGAAAAACGUGAUGUUCAAUGGGAAAUCAAAACUGUCAGGUAUCUCUGAGCGUCGCUGAAUCUUGUGACAUAACAGUAACACGUAAAGUGAUUGACUAUAAUGAUAGUAAUAAUGAUUAUAAUAAUAAUUUGGCUGGAUGUGUGUAUGAAUGGUUUACGAAAAUCAUAUAUCAAAUUAACCAAAUGAAAACCUUGAUGUCAGCUGUUGCUGGUUUUAUGGAUGUUCCAUCAGCUUCUCUCCCUCUCCAUCUAACGAGGCCGCUUAGAUUUGUUCAGUAUCGGUAUUUUUUUAUUUGGUUGUUACUUGUAGUGAUUCAAUGAUGCUCAUGGUUAAUAUACCCAGAACGUAACAUUAGCGUAUGACUCGUUUCUGAUAACCCACGUGGCCCAUAAAGCACAGGAUUCCAUCUACACCAUUUUUAAAAUGUAUUUAUUUAACUAUAAUGCCACUAACUGUUUCGGCCUGGUUGGACAUAGGGUUAGGAUGUUGUUUAAUUUAGAUGUGGAGAGGAUUCAAUACUCCUGUGGAUUGCUUGGAGGUUAAUGCUGUCCAUGUUUUCAUCUUCUCAUGUUCUCCAUUCUCCAAUAAACUCUUCAAUUCUACAUGCUCUGUCAAA